AUGGCACGUCUGGAAAACAAUGCAACUGACUGUUUUCCUAUUGAUGAGUUUACAAAUCGAUAUUAUCUGCCAGCGAUGUAUGGCAUCAUCUGUGUAGUUGGACUCACAGGUAACCUCACCGUCCUUGUCAUCUACCUGACAAAGCUCCGACCAUGGAAAAGCAGCAGCAUUAUCAUGGUAAACCUAGCGGUGGCUGACCUGCUGUAUGCAUUGAGUUUACCCAUGCUGAUCCAGUUCUACAUGACCAAAAACUGGACCCUGGGGGAGUUCAUGUGCCGUUUCAUUCGCUUCUGCUUCCACUACAAUCUCUACGGUAGCAUCCUCUUCCUCACCUGCCUCAGCAUCUUCCGUUACAUCGUGGUGGUACACCCGCUGAAGGCUGCUCAGAUCAGCAGAAAGAGAUGGGGUGUCUUGGCCUGCCUAACCAUUUGGAUCGUCUCUUUGCUGGAGAUUGGUCCAAUGUUGGGAAUGAUUACAGAACUGAGGACGGGCAAUGUGACACAGUGCGUUGACUUUGCCAGUAAUGAUCCAAAGGAGGUGUGGUGGUACGGUUGGAUACUUACCGUUUUUGGAUACGCGAUGCCGUUGGUCGUGGUGUGCUGGAGCUACGGCAACAUCGCGAGCACUCUGAGCAACAGCAUAUCCAGACACAGACGAAGUAGUUCCCGAGCACGCAGCCUCGCCAUUUUGAUUCUAUGUGUGUUUGUGGUGUGUUUCUUACCUUAUCAUAUCAUGCGGGCACUGAGGGUGAAUAGUCUGCGCAGAAUUGGCAUGUCAUGCACGUGGAGGAGAAGCAUCAACACAGCAUACAUCCUGUCACGACCCCUGGCGGGCCUCAACACCUUCUUCAACUUAGCACUUUAUACACUGGCAGGAGACAAGUUUCAGCAGGCUUUCUGGAGCUUGGUGCACAGGGGGACACACAUAAACAGUACCAUAGCUGUGAUCCACACCCCAAACAACCUGUCAAAGUCAGACCUCCUGAGGAUCUAA
Molecule: messenger RNA, 993 nt
Organism: Triplophysa rosa
Lineage: Eukaryota; Metazoa; Chordata; Actinopteri; Cypriniformes; Nemacheilidae
Product: 2-oxoglutarate receptor 1
Exons: 1
Coding region: 1-993 (330 amino acids)
Biological process (GO): G protein-coupled receptor signaling pathway
Cellular component (GO): plasma membrane
Molecular function (GO): G protein-coupled receptor activity
Source: RefSeq, a predicted model, not a curated record